Molecule: messenger RNA, 1821 nt
Organism: Carassius gibelio (silver crucian carp)
Lineage: Eukaryota; Metazoa; Chordata; Actinopteri; Cypriniformes; Cyprinidae
Product: potassium channel subfamily K member 6
Exons: 3
Coding region: 120-1055 (311 amino acids)
Biological process (GO): stabilization of membrane potential; potassium ion transmembrane transport
Cellular component (GO): membrane
Molecular function (GO): potassium ion leak channel activity
Source: RefSeq, a predicted model, not a curated record
UCUGGUAUUUCCUGGCCACCGUGGCCAACUUGUGUCGGAGGGUGGAGUUCAAUCAGUCGAACAUACAUCACUGAAGCAAAUCAAGAACCAGUGUCAUCGGGUUCCUCACAAAUCCCAUCAUGUCCACGGCGUUCAGGUCUUGUCUCGUGCUCGGCGGCUUCAUAUUUGCGUACAUCGCUUAUUUGUUGUUGGGAGCGCUUGUUUUCUCUGCCAUCGAGAGGCCUGUCGAAGAGACCAUGAAAUCAGACCUGAACUCGCUGAAAGAGGAGUUCCUCAACCUGAGCUGCAUCAACGCCACGGCUCUCGAAAUUUUCUUGGAGAAAGUCUUGCAAGCGAAUAAAUACGGUGUGUCGGUCCUUGAAAACGCGUCGCUGCCUACAAACUGGGAUUUGGCGUCUGCUCUGUUCUUUGCAAACACGAUGGUGACGACAGUGGGGUACGGCCACACUACGCCUCUGUCUGAUGCGGGUAAAGCUUUCUCCAUUGUGUAUGCUUUGAUUGGAGUGCCCUUCACCAUGCUAGUGCUCACAGCCUGUGUCCAGCGCCUCAUGCACCCGCUGACCUACGGACCCAUCUCUGUGUGCCAGCGGAGGGCCGGCCUGCAGCAUCGCAGCGCCAGUGUGCUGCACUUCAUCAUGAUGCUGGUCCUGGUGGUGCUCGGCUUCUUUGUGGUGCCUGCGCUGGUGUUCAGCACCAUAGAAGAAACCUGGUCUUUCUUAGACUCCUUCUACUUCUGUUUCAUCUCGCUCUGCACUAUAGGACUGGGGGACUUCGUACCAGCAGAAAAGCCAGGACAGAGACUCAGAGCUUUGUACAAGAUAUCAGUCAUGGUCUACCUGUUUGUGGGAUUGAUGGUCAUGUUCCUGGUCCUUCGGACUUUCCACAAGCUUGCAGAUGUGCACGGCUGGACUGCUUUCUUCCAGCUGCCGAGCUACGAGGAGGAAGAUGAUGAUAAAGAACCAAUAAUGGGACAAGACCCUGACGAUGAAUCCCCGGAGGCUGUGAAGCCCCUGGAUCCCAGCUCUCAAGUGUCCUACAACUCCAUCAAUAGAUAAAACCCCAGAUCUCUUCAUAUUCAGAUGUCAGUGUCCUGCAAUUGUACAUUGUCUGGACAUGUAACAUCAACACGUUGCAAUUUAGCACCAAAAAGGUCAAGACAAUCGAGUAUGAACGUGUGCAAUACACUUCACUGUCAGACAGAACCGCUUCUGAUGCUUUGUAGGAACGAAGCAUAGCAGAACAUUUCAUGAACCAAAUAAGGUCUUUUUUUGUUUUUUGGAGUUGCCAAAUCUGAUCUUCAAAACUAAAUGGAUGUUGUCAUUGCUUUAGGAAGUGGAGAGUCCCAAGUGUGAAUCUUCUUUUAGUUUUGUGCAGGGUUCGUAACUGAUGAUGCAUUUCAGAUUAUUAGAUGAUUAUCUUAUGGACCAAGAUUGCUCUGGAUCAUAGUAACAGGAAGAGAUUAAUGCCUUUGACCUCCGUUCAAUACAUUCAUUUAAUGAGUGUGAAAUUAAUUUUCAUAGCUAGUUAAUGAUGGUUCUUGAUGUCGAGUCAUGUGGAGAACUUCAGAUGCACUUUAUAAUUGGCUUUUUAUUUAGGUUUGUGCAACCGUUGGACAGCCAGUGAUAAUGCUGGACACAAUCUCUUUGUCUUUAGUUUAGUACUUGUAUAUUCUAUAAAUAUUCUUUGUAUCAUUGCAAUUGUAUAUUCAGUGUUGGAUUGGAGGGAACAAAAAGGUCUCUGAUGUUUAAUGUCAGAAGAACAAAAUGUGUUUUAAGAAAUGCAUGCACAGAAAAAGAAAAUAAAAUGUUUGGUAUUUUGUGA